AUGGAUGAGGCUGAAGAGACUAUUGCUUGCCGACGCUUGAAUGUCGCUGCUCACUCAGUACUUGGAGAUGCAAAGCUUUGCAUGGCCAUCAUAGGUCAUGUUAGUAAUAUCUUCAGGGACAGGUUGGGAAUCAACUCGAACAAGUUGAUCAAGGGUCGACAACUGUUGUACAACGAAUCACUCCACGACUACAUCAAGUAUGGCGCCACUGAGUGGCUGGUCAAAUCACUCGACGAUCACUAUGCUGGACCCUCUCGUCCAUAUCCUUAUCCCUUCAACAAAAAGCUAAUGGAUGUGGCCAUCAAUCGAUCCGACAAUCAUACACUCUCGACACUCUAUGCCCUCCCAUCAUUGACAAUGGGGAUGGGGAAUGGCACUAGGAUCGUUGAUCCCAAAUACCUAUCACAAUGCUCCGAUCCAAGUUGGACCCAGAUAUUGGAGGAUGUAAUAUGGAUGUCACAGAGGAGGAUUGAGAUUGCUCCAAACUAUAUGGUCCAGCUGGAUGAUCCAUUAUUCCUGCGUCAAUGUAUCUUGAGUGGCGUGGAUAUCAAGCCACUCAAAGAAUACAUCUACCCCAAGGAUGUCAAGUACCUCUUCCCCUGGCUGACCAAACCCUGGGCGAUGGAGAUGCUUCAACUCCUCCACGAGAAGAACAUUGUCAACGACAAGUCAAUGUGCACCAUCCUCAGCAUGUCAACCAAGGAUCAUCUGCAUCACAUCACCAACUUCAUUCUCCAACAUUAUCCAACGAUACUGGAGACCAACCUUGAAUAUCUGGUACCCGAGUGCAGUAGUAAUGGCAAUCUAGAGUUGUUUGGAAUAAUGGCUGGCUCAAACGUCCUGUUGCCCGAGCACUUGGAGAACAUAUUCUCAAUGGCAUCAGCCAAAGGACACUUGGCCAUUGUCAUAAAUGCAAACAACAUGCUACAAACGCUCCACAAUUGGUGCUUCUCAAUGCUGCCAUACCUUGGAGAAGCUCUAUCCAAUGGACAUCUGUACGUUGUCAAUUACAUUCUCGGAGCUCCACCUGUUGAACGAUCUACUGCAGUCAACGUUGCAGCGGAAAUGUUCAUUGUGGACAUCCAUCACUCAAUAAUAUCGCUUGACUUGAUUGCUCGAUUGUUCCAAGUGCCAAACCUCCACCAUUCCUACAAAAAUGUGAUGGCGAGCGCCAUCAAAGCAGGAGAUCGAGAGGUUAUCGAGCGACUCGAGCAAGGACACAAAUAUCUCAAAACAGACUAUUCGAUUGCCUUGGGUAUGGCGGCAAUAGUUGGCGAUGAGAUCAGCGCUACGAUGAUCUUGGACAAGCAUAAACAUCUUUGCUUGCCCAUAAAGCUCAUGUCUGGCGCAACAUUUGAUCCAAAAGAUUGGGCGUUGGUCCAUCCCAAUAUUGGCAUUAUGAUUGCCAAUAUCAUCGACCCUGAUAAACACCAGAUCAUGGUCGGACAUGUGGUUUCAUCACUCGACAUCCCUGGUAGUACCGCCACUUCCAAAUGCAGAAAGUGCUCAACAGAGAUUGUUGGAGAGACAGUCCAUGCCCUGGAUGCUGAUUGGUGCGCCAAGUGUUUCACUUGCAGCAUGUGCAAUCAACCAUUGAAGUCAUACUUCCUCAGCUCAGCUGGAAAACCAUUGUGCAAGGUGGACUAUGAACGCACUGCGCUCGACAAGUGUGUCAGCUGCCACACACCAAUCACUGGACAGAAGUUAACAGACAACAUUGGCCAGCACUACCAUCCCGAGUGCUUCAGAUGCACAACAUGUAAUAUAGCGAUGGAUGGACAGUUCUUUGUCAGGAACGGACAGAUCAAGUGUACCGCCUGCAACGAGCAUCUCAAGAACGAGGAGAAAAAGACCAUUGGCAAGGAGAUGGGUCCAUGUGGAUUCUGCACAAAGGGUUGCAACACUGCCGAGGGCACCGUCAUUGUCAUUAGUCCCGAGGAGAGAUACCAUAGACACUGUUUCAAGUGUGUCAAGUGCAAGAAUGAGAUACAAGGAGAGUUCUACACACUUGACAAUGUCAAGUCCAGUAAGUACCUUGUGGAUACAUCCACCUCAUUCCCCUACUAA
Molecule: messenger RNA, 2067 nt
Organism: Acytostelium subglobosum LB1
Lineage: Eukaryota; Evosea; Eumycetozoa; Acytosteliales; Acytosteliaceae
Exons: 3
Coding region: 1-2067 (688 amino acids)
Cellular component (GO): Z disc; nucleus
Molecular function (GO): transcription coregulator activity
Source: RefSeq, a predicted model, not a curated record